Messenger RNA from Capsella rubella, 1469 nucleotides. Its product is annotated as protein LIGHT-DEPENDENT SHORT HYPOCOTYLS 6. Bases 143 to 739 code for a protein of 198 amino acids. The transcript has a single exon. Lineage: Eukaryota; Viridiplantae; Streptophyta; Magnoliopsida; Brassicales; Brassicaceae. The record is from RefSeq and is a predicted model, not a curated record. Gene Ontology annotation, cellular component: nucleus. Gene Ontology annotation, biological process: mRNA transcription; response to light stimulus.
CCCAAAACCUAAUAACAAAGCUUCACACUCUUUCUCUCUCUUUAUCUCUCUCUCUUUUAACUAAACACUAAAAAGUUAUCGAUCCUUUCUCUAUUCUCAAAACUCAACGCUAAAUCAAACGCACACAAGAAAAAAAACCCUAAUGGAAUCGGUGGAUUCCGGGUCACAACGAUCCGACCCGGUAAGAGGAGACGACCCGGCAGGUCCAUCUUUCGUCUCUUCGCCACCGGCUACGCCUAGCAGGUAUGAGUCACAGAAGCGUCGCGACUGGAACACCUUCUUGCAGUACCUCAAGAACCACAAGCCGCCUCUCGCCCUGUCACGGUGUAGCGGAGCGCACGUGAUCGAGUUCCUCAAGUACCUUGAUCAGUUCGGCAAGACCAAAGUCCACGUGGCGGCUUGUCCUUACUUCGGCCAUCAGCAGCCUCCGUCUCCUUGCUCCUGCCCUCUCAAGCAAGCCUGGGGAUCUCUCGAUGCUCUCAUCGGACGGCUGAGAGCUGCCUACGAGGAGAACGGUGGACGGCCCGAUUCGAACCCGUUCGCCGCACGUGCGGUCAGGAUUUACUUGAGGGAAGUCAGAGAGAGUCAGGCCAAGGCCCGCGGGAUCCCUUACGAGAAAAAGAAACGGAAACGCCCACCAACUGUCACCACCGUUAGACUUGACGUCGCUUCUUCCAGACAAAGUGACGGCGACGCUUGUAACGUCGUCGGUGCUCCGUCUGUCCCCGUACCACCUUAAUUAAAUUAUAUAUAUAUACUCUAUAGUAUAUUAUUAUAGGGUUUUCUUUGGUUUAUAAAUUAUAUAUACAAUUAUUUAUAUAUAUGGUCUGUAUGGAACUCACACUCAACCUUCCUUUGUUCCAAGGUAACUGAUUAUUAAUCUUUUCUUUGAGUUGAUCGUGAAAACAUAUACUAUAUAUUAAAACAGAGAAUGGAUCGGAGGUUUUUAACUGUAUUUUAUUUUUAGUUCAUUGGAUCUUUAAUUUGAUGCAGUAUAAUGUCUUGAUUUUAGUUUCUUGUAAAAUCGGACCACACACUUUCAAAGACUAAUGCGGGUUUUUUCUCAUAUAAUAUACUUUCUAUAUGAAUUAUGUGUUGGUCUUACUUUUCGAUUCUGAUUAAAACGUUAUCAUUGAAACACAAUCACGAGAUUUGAUUUUUAAUAUAAUAUAUUUUCUAUAUGAAUUAUGUAUAGAUCAUAAACUUACUUUUCUAAUCAACUGGUAUCUUGGUAAUAACCAUGAGAAUUCAAUUUAAAAAUUUCUUGAAGAGUUUAGAGAUCAUCAGCGAAGAAGAAGAACCGAAGAGACUGAUUAAGUUAAGCGACAGAUGAAAAAAGAGAGGUGCAGUUGUUCAGCCUUGCGUUGCGUAUAUACGUUUUUUGUUUGUUGUUGUUGAUCAAAAAAUAUAUAUACGACGUUGAUUAGUCUGUGCAGGUAUAUAACGUAUACAAAUCACAUUACUAACUA